Misgurnus anguillicaudatus (oriental weatherfish) is the source of this 7516-nucleotide messenger RNA. It is a transcript of the gene mtcl2, whose product is annotated as microtubule crosslinking factor 2. Gene Ontology annotation, biological process: regulation of autophagy. The record is from RefSeq and is a predicted model, not a curated record. Lineage: Eukaryota; Metazoa; Chordata; Actinopteri; Cypriniformes; Cobitidae.
AGAGAGAGAGAGAGAGAGAGCAGCUGCAAUGCAAAACUGAGCACGCAUACGUGGGAAUAUCGCAGUAAUGACAAGAUACAACUAUUGCCAUUCUAUGUUUCCUCUGGGAUUUAACUGACUUAAAUGGUUUUAUUGUAGGUUGAAGCUCUGGUAACUUCUGUAUUUGAGAAGAGGAGAUACAUUUCUACUUCAUUCGUGGCUUUUAAACGGAAUGAAUGACCAAGACAAAGGUUGACACCGGUUCCCCGACGCAUUUUGUGUCGAAGGAAAAGAGGCAAAAGCAGAAAAUGGAAAGCAGCACGGGCGCGCAAGCGUCUUCAACCCCCACCGAGCAGCAGCCGCCCGGGCAGCCGGUGCAAACGCACGAGAUAAAGAAAAUACACCGGGCACCUUCACCCGCAAGACCUAAAGAUGUGCCGGGAUGGUCCCUCACUAAAAUCCGCGGAGGUAUCGGCACACCGACGCUGAGCGUCAAACCGGGCGCGAUAUAUUUAGGCGGCCGCGUGUCCAGGCGCAGCCCGAUAACCGGGAAAGAAACGAAAGGGGAGAAGAGCAAACCCGCGCUAACCCUGACCGGUGCACAGAAAAGCAGCAUGAAGUCUAAUAAAAGCGGUCGGAGGAAAGUCUCAGACGCCAGUAUCGGAUCAGACGAUCUGAGCAAAGACUCCGGCUGUGCUACUGGAAAACUCUCACCCACCGACAGCAGCUCGGAGCUUUCCGACUGUGCCUCGGAGGACAAUAAAGUAUCCACGGACGCGCUCAGCAGUGACACCGAGACCAGCAGCCGUGGCGGGAUAGAUGGAGACAAAGCCGGAGCUGAACAUGGACUGUCGGAUAAGAGUGGCCAAGCCAAGACCGGUGUGGAUAAGGACAGGCUCUCCCUUGGAGUCGAAACCGGAGAAGGGAGCAUCUCUCCCGGCGACGAGCGCUCUCUCACCUCGUUGGACAGCAGGAUGCUUGCCAGCACAUCUUUAGCGUUUUCAGACCUGACUGAAGAGAUGAUGGAUGGGGUGCAAGAGGAACUAGUCAGGGAAAUUGAAGAACUAAGAUCGGAGAAUGAUUAUUUAAAGGAUGAAAUGGAGGAGCUCCGCUCCGAGAUGCUGGAGAUGAGGGAUAUGUAUAUGGAGGAAGAUGUUUAUCAACUCCAGGACCUCAGACAACAGCUGGAUCAAGCAAACAAGAACUGUCGAAUCCUGCAGUACCGUCUCAAAAAGGCAGAGAGACGCAGCAUCCGUGUGGCUCAGACCGGACAAGUGGACGGGGAGCUCAUUCGCACGCUGGAGCAAGACGUCAAGGUGGCAAAGGACGUGUCCAUCCGCCUGCACAAUGAGCUGGACACUGUGGAGAAAAAGAGAUCUCGUCUGGAGCAGGAGAACGAGGAGCUGAGGGUAAAACUACAGGACCUGGAGGUGGCCAAGCAGGUCCUGCAGGCAGAGAUGGAGAAGACCAGAGAGAACUUGAAGAAAAGGGGAACCAGGCCAAACAACAAACCUGAUAAAAAAGCAUCGCCUCAGCCUCCUGAGGACAGUUCAGACCUUAAAUGUCAACUUCACUUCGCCAAGGAGGAGUCAGCCCUCAUGUGCAAGAAGCUCACCAAGAUGGUGAAAGACAACGAGGCCAUGAAGGAGGAACUGGCAAAGUUUCGUUCUCUCUACGGUGAGGUCGAUGCCUCGCUCACGGUGGAAGAGGUUGCCGACUCCCCUCACACCCGUGAGGCGGAGGUCAAGGUUCACCUGAAAUUGGUAGAAGAAGAGGCAAACCUUCUGAGUCGCCGAAUCGUUGAGCUGGAGGUGGAGAACCGUGGCCUUCGUGCCGAAAUGGACGAAAUGAAGAUCCAGGAAUCACCGGGUGGGGUCGGAGUGGCGGGAGGAGUCGGAGGUCACCUGCUACUUUCCUCAUCAGCUGAAAAUGUGAUGGAGCUACAACGACACUUACAGUUUGUGGAAGAAGAGGCGGAUCUUCUGCGUCGUUCCCUGAUUGAAAUGGAAGAGCAGAACAAGCUCUUGAUGAACGAACUCAAUCACUACAAAUCUGAGCUUCCUGUUGUUACUGAGAUCGAGCCGUCCUCACCCGCAUCCAUCACUUCACCCACAAUCAUUAUUGGUGCAUCUGAAGAUGCAGGAUUGGGCCUUAAUGAAGCCAACCAUAAAGAGUUGCUAACUGCAAGGUUGCAAAUUGCAGAGCUGAAUGGAAAGGUCAAGAAAAUCCAAUACGAGAAUCGCGUGCUUCUCUCCAACCUCCAGCGGUGUGACUUGGCCUCCAACCAGGGCUCUGCACGUCCGGCAAUGGAGACAGAUGCCGAAGCAGGAGACUCGGCCGAGUGCAUCCCAAGCCAGGCACACCGCGAAGGGCCGGUCGGAGAUGAGCAUGUUGAUAUUCAGGAGGAGAAGAUUCAAAAAGUUCACAUUCAUACCUCCCAGUGCCUCAGCGUCAAAGACCUCCUCGCUAUCCGCGAGCAGGCGCAAAUAGUUACCUCAGCCAUUCAGCUUCUGACAUCGCACGACUCUGAUGCUAUCUAUCGCAAGAUUGCAGCCAAUGAGUCUGCAGAACCAGAGAAGAGCCAGGUCCAGGGUUCACCGUUACCCUUGUUGGAGGCCCUUCAUGGUAGACUGCAGUCCCUCCAGGCUCAGCUGCACGCCCUCAGUGAGAAGGUGGACACUCUGGGUCAAUCCUCUGAGAAAGAAAGCGUGGAUGGGAUAUCCCAGAUGCCCUUGCUGUCCGAGUCGGAGGACACAGAUGAUGCUCACGUUGACCACAUCACAGCCUUACAGAAGCCCGACUCUAGAGACCAGCCAGACUGUGAGGGCAAAGUUCACACAUGCAACGCAGAAGAAGAGAAAGACAGCAACAAGGAUGAAGAGCCAGACUUCAAACAGGGAGCCAAAGCUGAUCUGCUAUCAGAGCAGGUUGGUGAGCUUCACGCUUUGUUGUCUGAAGAGAGAGAGAAGGCUCAGGGUGCGCAAGACGCGCUGUCGCAGGAGAGACAGGCACGCCACAGCGACACGCACAAACUCUCUCAGCUACAAGAAGAGCAUCAGAAGGCUCUCCUACGUCGAGACUUCCAGUUGCAGAGUCUGAGCCUUCAAACGCGUCUACAGCAGAAGCUGUGGUGUCAGGAGAGGAACCUGCUGGUGCAGGAAUCUCAGCAGCUCAAGGAGAGCCUCCUCCUCAUCAGCCUCAAACUACGCUGGCUCCUCAAACAGUGGAGGGUGGGCAAAAAACUGGACAUGGAGAGCAAAGAUAUUUUGGAGGUUAAUAGUGUGAAGGAUCUCCGGCUCCUGCUCGAGGAAGAUGGGCUUUCUACACACUAUGGAGACAACAAGAUGUCUGCUGCUGAGGAGCAACCACUUAACCCCACACCCAAAGAGCACAGCCUUGCAGAGAAAAUCUGCCCACUGCAGCCCAGCGGGUUUGGCAGUACUUUGUCUGAUCUGAAGGUGGCGCUACAGGAUCUAAGCGCUGAGCUGCGUGAGGAGCGUCAGAGUUCGCAGGAGUUAACACAGCAGUUUGCCCGUGCCAAAGCAUCAUGGGAAGUUGAACGGAUGGAACUCAAGAGCAUCAUCAUUCAGCUGGAAGGAAAGGUGGGGAAGGUGUCUGUGGCUGGCGGUGAAAAAGAUCCUUCAGACCUCAAAGAAGCACUGAAAAAGGAGCGAGAGGAGCAUCAACACCUGCUGGCGGACUCUUACGCUGCCGUGAUGGACCUCACCAAGCAGCUGCAGAUCAGUGAGAGGAACUGGAGUCGAGAGAGACUGGAGCUUCUGGAGCACUUUAACCAGGAAAGAAGCCAGUGGGAACAACGUUUACGAGAAUCCCAGAGCAAAGGCACACAGCCCCUUCAUGAUAAAACCUCAGAGAAGGAAACAUCAACAGAUGGAGCCAACAACAGCUCAGCCUUACAAAGGACCAAAUCAAUUUCCGCCCUCUCAGAAUGUAAGAAUCUAUUGGACACCAGUCUCUUACUUCUUGGUCACAAGGUACAAGAGGAGAACGUUGUGGAGCACCCUUCUACUGCUCAUGCCUUCCUGUUGGCACGUACUGACUUGAGUGAUCUCAACAAGAAGAAUUGGAAGUACCUGACCGGUGAUUCUGCCAUGUUGGAGAAAGUUGACCAAUUCAAGACGUGGGAUUGCCCAAGCACUAACUCCAACAGCAGCUUCCCAGGACUGGAGCUAAGCAAGGAUUACGUCCAGAGAAGCUACACUGCUCCAGAUAAGACUGGAAUCCGCAUCUAUUAUAGCCCUCCAACGGUGCGGAGAAUGGAAAGAAGGUCGGCCAAGCAAAAGACCCAGCAGAAGUCCCAACAAGGGUUCGGGUCUAGGGACGCAGCCAUGAUUGACCAAUCGGAUCAGGUCCCUGUAUCUGCACCCUUAACGGCAGCUUCAUCAUCAGCUUAUGAGCAGUGGUUGAGUUCACUUUCACAGCAACAUAGAGACCUGCUUGAGGGACGGACGGGAGGUUCUGCUCCAUUCCACGGACUGGAGAUUUUAGGGAACCUUAGCGAUGACAUGAAAGAAAUGACCAACUGUGUGCGACAGGCCAUACGCUCCAGUUCCCUGGAGAGAAAGUGCAGCAAAGAUACUGGAAGCCAGACUGUGGGUGUUUCCAGCACAGGAACGCAAACGGCGCAAUUCGUCAGCAUUGGCCUACAAACAGACGGCCCCAUUCCGACAACUAGAGGCCUUCAGGGGAAAGCGUGGUCUCCUCGCCCGUCCACCUCACUUGUAUCUGCACGUUCCCGACAGAUCUCUUCGUCACUGGACAAAGUCCACAGCCGCAUAGAUAGACCCUGUUGCUCACCAAAAUAUGGCUCACCUAAACUUACCCGCAGGGUAUCCACCUCGUCUUCUAAACUUGAGACCGCCUCCACAUCUUCAAGGGAACGUAGCGUCUGGAAUCUGAAUAACCGUAACGGAUCUCAGAACGGCUCCGCUUGGGCACGUUCCACCACCACCCGUGACAGUCCAGUACUUAGUGGCGUCAAUGAUGGAUUAUCCAGUCUCUUCAGUGUGGUGGAACAUUCGGGAAGUGUUGAGUCCUUAUGGAAAGUAGAUCCGUGUCCAGGGAGACAAGCUGCCGGAAAACCCUCCUGUCCUAGCAUGGGAAUCGGCCUGGGAGAAACAGGAGCUCCGAAGUAUGGCAUGGUGCAGGACUUCAUUCGCAAUGUUUGCAGCAGGACAGGAGCAGUGGACGAACCAAAACCUGAAUGCCUUCCUGGAGCUUUAAUUGCGACUGACAACAUCACAAAGAUCGUCAAUAAGAGGUUUAUGAAAACACAAAGAGACGAGUUGGUAGCCACCGGAAAGGACACGAUGAGUACAAGCUGUAUUGCCUUGGAGGAUUCGGUUUGUGACUGUACGUCACAGAACCUCACGACGUGUAUUGCCCGGCACUCUCGUACCACCACACGUCACAUACAGGGCCAGUGCAAACACCGCCCGCAAGAGACGUCUACGGCAAACGAAGAACGACCGGAUACCAGUAAUGAGUGAUGGACCUCACGAACCAUCAUAAAAACUCAUGUACACGCACUGCCACAUACCACCCAGACAUGCAUAUUACUUCGCACCUUCAGAAGAUUUCAGGAUAACACAAAUAGGACACUUUUCCUAGUUUAUCCAGAACCAGACCUCAAUCUAACCAGCACACUUUAAUGCCAAGGAAGGGGGGACUUGACCUCCCCUUUAGGUCCACCAACUCAACCAUAUUUUCCGUUAAUUCUUGAGUAAACCAGCCAGUCCUGCCUUUUGAAAUUCACCGUUCUACCAUUCCACAGUCAACCAGCCAGACCUCUCAAAAUCUGCCAUUACUCUGUUCUUCAUUCAGCCAAAGGACAUGGGAAGACUUGACUAACAACCACCCCAAAUGUCAGCAGUGCUUACUAAAAUCAUGUAGAUAUAAAGGGGAAAAUGCAGCAUGCCCUGAACUACACAAGAGCCCCAAAAUGGCCUCCAUUCAACAGAAAACUGCCCACAGACAGCAUUGCUCUUAAAAUCUGUUAUUUUCCAGCAACCAGGCCUUGAUGCAGUGAAGUUACUCAUAUUGAAUUAUGAAUCUGUGUUUUGAUAAAGACUCAUAUUCGUCUUAUGCUGUUUGAAGAUGUCUAUAGAGAGCAUGCUGGUAGCUGUAGAGUAGAGAGAUACAGUACGGCAGCAGUUGUUUUGGUACAUUGUACUGUAAGUGUGUGAACAUGAACUAUCCUCUUGCCUCAUCCACAUGAGCUUUACAGAUGCUACAACAUUUUGCUUCAUCCAUCUUUUGUUGAACAUCUCCAUCUUCUGCCAUUAUGCUUUUAUAAUCCUAAUGGAUGUUAAUCAGUGUAGAUGUCAUGUUUAAUUUGACAAGAGUAAAAUUGAGGCUUUGAGAAUUGGAAGUACGGUACAGUGCUGAAUAGUCUAUGCUGUUAUGUUCCUAGAUGUCUUUUGUGAGGCAUCAAAAUGCUGAAAAUAUGUUGACGAAUAAACUUUUGGGUUUGAUUUUAAAGGGAUAGUUCACCCAAAAAUGAAAUUUCUGUCAUUUGCUCAAUUUUAUGUUGUUACAAACCCGUAUACAUUUCUUUGUUCUGUUGAACACAAAGGAAGAUAUUUUGAGUAUGGACGUCAAUGAGACUUCUGUUCGCUUUGGUUACAAACAUUCCUCAAAAUAUCUUGAGAGUGAGUAAAUGAUGGUGAGCUAUCCCUUUAAGACUGGAUGAACCCAACCAUUCGGUUAAAUCACAGCAGAAAAUGUUUAUAUUUGACAACAAUCCAGCAUUUUGGGUUGAAACAACCCAUUAUUAGUUUAAUUACAACCCAAUAAUGUAGGUUGGGUUCGUCAUUUUUGGACCCAACUCUCUGGGUGGAAAAUAACCACCAUAUUUUUUUCAAUGUAGCUGCGUCUCAUUGCCUCUUUAAGGAAUUACAUAUGACAUCUAGUCUGAUUUAAAUCCAUAAUCCAAUUUUCUUUAGUUCCAAUACACAUUUUCAAGCUUCAUACAUAGUGACAACAUGUUUAUAAUGCUGAUAUUUAAACAGAGAUGUUUAAGCCAAAACAUUGAAUGGUAAUUGGCCACCGUGAGAUUAGUGAGAUUUAUCAGAUAAUCCUAAAUAUAAUUUAAAAUCUGACCCCUUGCUGUAUACUGUAGCUAUGCACUUAUGUAAUUCAUACGUUUGCCUGACGUGAGUGAAGUAUUUUCUCCAAUCUUCAGUUGAAGUGGUGCUCAGAAAUGAAAGUUCAGUCCUAUCUCAAGUGCUUUUAUGGGCUUUGAUGACAGUAAAUUAGAAGAGACAUUUUUGUAUGCAUCUCUCAAGCCAAAAUAACUUGAUGACUCUUUUAUAAAUAAGACAUUAGUGCAGUGUAAAAAAAACAUGCAAUUAAAAUUUUAUGUAUAAUUAACUUGGAUUUACAAGUCAUUUUAACUUUUUUUAACAUUUCAAUUUUUAUCUUUAGUGAUUUAAAUCAUAAAAUAAAGUUGAAAUAAGUUAAGCUAAUUCAACCUAAUUGCAUACAUUACACACUCUAAAAAUGGCUGGGUUAUUUU